This is a messenger RNA of Rattus rattus (black rat), 3154 nucleotides long. It is a transcript of the gene Abcd2, whose product is annotated as ATP binding cassette subfamily D member 2. Gene Ontology annotation, cellular component: peroxisomal membrane. Lineage: Eukaryota; Metazoa; Chordata; Mammalia; Rodentia; Muridae. Gene Ontology annotation, biological process: fatty acid beta-oxidation; peroxisome organization; very long-chain fatty acid catabolic process. Bases 298 to 2523 code for a protein of 741 amino acids. The transcript is spliced from 10 exons. The record is from RefSeq and is a predicted model, not a curated record. Gene Ontology annotation, molecular function: ATP hydrolysis activity; ABC-type transporter activity; long-chain fatty acid transmembrane transporter activity.
AAGGUUCAAAGGGAAGAGGCGAGGAGUCCAGGGUCUCACCGCCCACGCAGCCAAUGAGAAGCCUGGGGGGUGGAGCCUGGCCAGCUCUGGCUGCUGAGGGACUCGCCCCCGGUGGAUGCGGUGGAGUUUGAGCUUUUUGCUGCAUCCGUCCCUGAAGAACAAAAUAAGAGUAAGGGAGACAAGCUGCAGAGCAUGGGAGGCUGUGGGGUUUUCUGAAACCUUUGCUGGGCUCUCCGCGGAGCAUGAGCUUUUAAAAGGAGUUCUUUGGAGAAAAAUCCAUUUGUGUUCGCUGGAAAAAUGAUACACAUGCUAAAUGCAGCAGCCUAUCGGGUGAAAUGGACCAGAUCCGGUGCUGCUAAAAGGGCUGCCUGCCUGGUGGCUGCGGCAUAUGCUCUGAAAACCCUCUAUCCCAUCCUUGGCAGGCGUUUAAAGCAGCCUGGCCACCGGAAGGCGAAAGCAGAAGAUUACCCGCCUGCAGAGAACAGAGAAAGACUGCAUUGCACAGAGAUCAUCUGUAAAAAACCUGCGCCGGGACUAAAUGCAGAUUUCUUCAAACAGCUACUGGAACUUCGGAAAAUCCUCUUUCCAAAACUUGUGACCACUGAAACGGGGUGGCUCUGCCUCCACUCGGUGGCUCUAAUCUCACGAACGUUUCUGUCUAUCUACGUGGCUGGUCUGGAUGGGAAAAUCGUGAAAAGCAUCGUGGAAAAGAAGCCUCGGACUUUCAUCAUCAAACUAGUCAAGUGGCUUAUGAUUGCCGUCCCCGCUACCUUUGUCAACAGCGCUAUCAGGUACCUGGAGUGCAAACUGGCAUUGGCCUUUAGAACUCGCUUAGUGGACCAUGCCUAUGAGACCUAUUUUGCAAAUCAGACUUAUUAUAAGGUGAUAAAUAUGGACGGGAGGCUGGCAAACCCUGACCAGUCUCUAACUGAAGACAUUAUGAUGUUCUCGCAAUCGGUGGCUCACCUGUAUUCCAACCUUACCAAACCGAUUUUAGAUGUAAUUCUAACCUCCUAUACCCUCAUCCGGACAGCUACAUCCAGAGGAGCAAGCCCCAUCGGGCCCACCCUGUUAGCAGGGCUCGUGGUGUAUGCCACUGCUAAAGUCCUGAAAGCUUGCUCGCCCAAAUUUGGUACUCUGGUGGCUGAAGAAGCUCAUAGAAAGGGCUACUUGCGGUACGUUCACUCCAGAAUCAUAGCCAAUGUGGAAGAAAUUGCCUUCUACAGAGGACAUAAGGUAGAAAUGAAGCAACUGCAGAAGUGUUACAAGGCUUUAGCUUACCAGAUGAACCUUAUUCUAUCCAAACGUUUGUGGUACAUCAUGAUAGAACAGUUCCUGAUGAAGUAUGUGUGGAGCGGCUGUGGACUAAUUAUGGUGGCCAUACCUAUCAUCACUGCAACAGGCUUUGCAGAUGGUGAUCUGGAGGACGGCCCUAAGCAGGCUAUGGUUAGCGAUCGGACUGAGGCCUUUACCACUGCUCGGAAUUUACUGGCCUCUGGAGCUGACGCGAUUGAGAGGAUUAUGUCUUCAUACAAAGAGAUCACUGAACUAGCGGGUUAUACUGCCAGAGUGUACAACAUGUUCUGGGUCUUCGAUGAAGUGAAGAGAGGCAUUUAUAAGAGAACUGUCACUCAGGAGCCUGAAAACAAUAGCAAGAGUGGAGGUGGCCUGGAGCUGCCCCUCAGUGACACCCUGGCAAUCAAAGGGACAGUCAUUGAUGUGGACCAUGGAAUCCUUUGUGAAAAUGUUCCCAUAAUCACGCCAGCGGGAGAAGUGGUGGCUUCCAGUCUGAACUUCAAAGUAGAAGAAGGGAUGCAUCUUUUGAUAACCGGCCCCAAUGGUUGUGGGAAAAGCUCUCUGUUCAGAAUCUUAAGUGGGCUCUGGCCUGUGUAUGAAGGAGUCCUUUAUAAACCACCUCCCCAACAUAUGUUCUAUAUUCCACAGAGGCCGUACAUGUCUAUUGGAAGUCUUCGGGAUCAAGUCAUUUAUCCUGACUCGGUGGAUGACAUGCAUGAGAAAGGUUAUACAGACCGAGACCUGGAGCGCAUUCUGCACAGCGUCCACCUCUACCACAUAGUCCAAAGAGAAGGAGGAUGGGAUGCAGUCAUGGAUUGGAAAGAUGUCCUUUCAGGAGGGGAGAAACAGAGAAUGGGGAUGGCACGGAUGUUUUACCAUAAACCGAAGUACGCAUUGCUGGACGAGUGCACCAGUGCUGUGAGCAUUGACGUGGAAGGAAAGAUAUUUCAGGCUGCUAUCGGGGCUGGCAUUUCCUUACUGUCUAUAACGCACAGGCCUUCUCUGUGGAAAUACCAUACCCACCUAUUGCAGUUCGAUGGAGAAGGAGGUUGGCGCUUUGAACAGUUGGACACUGCUAUCCGCUUAACGUUAAGCGAGGAGAAACAGAAGUUGGAGUCGCAGCUCGCUGGAAUUCCCAAAAUGCAGCAGAGACUCAAUGAACUGUGCAAAAUUUUGGGGGAAGACUCGGUGCUGAAAACGAUCCAAACUGCCGAGGACACAUCCUAACUGACCUUGACAUGUUUUAAGUUAACUUCUAGGUGACGCCUCAGAGACUCUUUCUUUACUGCAUGCAGUAUGUUAAGCUAAGUGAAGAGAAAGCAAGCCAGCAAAAAAAAAAGUAUUUUGUAUGAUUUUAGCAUCGAGGAAAUAUGAUAACUUUUUCGAAUGAAAAAGAAAAAUCGAAAGAAUUAGUUGCGGUUAGUCAUGACUCAGGUUAGUGCCCCGUGAGAGGGUAGCUCACCUGUAAAGUGGGUUUCUAGACUAGGAGAGUGUGUAUGGUUCUUCCUGGGAGAGAAUGCCCCAAAACAAGACAGCAGGGGCACCAGCUGGGCUGAUGUCAUCUGUGUGGAAUUAGAACUUUGAGGGCUCUUUCAACCCAGGUAACGGGGACAAUAGGUGCAACACCCUGAAUCUAUAGUCAGCACUGCUAGGGGCCAACUCAAACUGUGUACAAAGUAGCAGGCGGUUUGAUACAUAGUUUCAGUCUGAAAAAGGUGUAUCUGAAUGACAGUGGUUGGAAACAAGCACGGCUAGACAAGUAUAAAGUACUGUAUUAAAUUUUUUCAUACCUUGAGCAUCUUAAUACAGAUACAGAAAUUAACAUUAAUAAAAAUUGUGUGUAUGUGUUUAAAAAAAA